Molecule: messenger RNA, 663 nt
Organism: Papaver somniferum (opium poppy)
Lineage: Eukaryota; Viridiplantae; Streptophyta; Magnoliopsida; Ranunculales; Papaveraceae
Exons: 3
Coding region: 118-663 (181 amino acids)
Source: RefSeq, a predicted model, not a curated record
ACUGUGAGUUCUAAUGAUUAUGGUUCAAUUGGUUUCCUUGCUAAUCAUCAGAGGACGAACGUCGCUCUAACAAGGGCAAGGUACUGCCUCUGGAUUCUCGGGGAUGGCAAAACUUUAAUGAAAAACAACAGUGUCUGGAGGAAAAUAGUUGUUGACGCCAAGGGCAGAGGGUGUUAUUUUAAUGCCGAGGACGAUAAGAGAUUAUCUAAAGUGAUCUUAGAUUCCCUCGUCGAGUGUGGCCAGCUUAAUGAUUUGCUCAGAAUUAAGUCUCUAAUUUUCAAAGGGGCAAGAUGGAAGGUUAUCUUUAAAGAUGACUUUUGGAAGUCAUUUGUAAGAAUCAAAGGUGUUGUGACCCGGAAGGAUGUGGUUGCGAUUUUAAUGAAGCUUGCAACUGGUUGGCGUGAUCGUCCUUCGAGAUCGAGACGGAAAAAACUUGCAAUCACGAACGGUGCAUCUUCACCGUUGUUGAAACAGAACAAUGUAGACGGGUUUUAUAAACUUCUUUGGACUAUAGAUAUUGUCAAGGAAAACAAAAAACACACCCAAGUUAUAAAGAUUUUGAAUGUUCUACCGCAUAUGGAGAUACCCAGAUUAGCUAAGAACCUUGACACCAUCUUUGGGAGUUAUUCAAUCGAGAAAAUGUCGCUUUGUUUCCGACGUUAG